ACAACAGACAUUGACAGACAGUUUGUGGAAAGUUAGAAUAAAAAUUAAAAAGUAGAGAAAUUAGAUUUAGAUACCUUCUCUUGAAGGUGACAUUAUCAUACAUGUGCAAAAUUUAGUACCAAAGUCCAAAACUUUCAAGAUCCUUAGUUAUACAGUAGUGAUUUUAAGAAAAAACUGUCUUGUGGGUUUGUCUCAUUUUCUGUUGGGUGAUCACUCACUCAGUUCCAAAUUGGCAUCUUAAAGCAGUUGUGGCUCAAAGUUCUUGGCUUUUUGCUUUGUGGGAUGUUAAUCUGCUCUAGUUGCUACAUCUCUCUCAACAAGAAUUGAAGGUUUACAAGUUCCGUGCAAUAAGAUAUCUGCAUAGACCUUUGUUUGAGAAUAUUAUUAACAUGGUUCAGACUCUGGAAGCUAUCAAGGGUGGGGGAGGAUCCAUCAGAGUUGGGACCACUGGGACAAUUAGUUCCCUGAUGACAAGGGAAUUGGAUUCGAUCAAAUCUGCACCUCAGAUGCCUCUGUCUUCCAGAACUAAACCACGUGCAGUACCUGUUUCAAUACCCUGUGGUGCUGCAACUCCUAAAAGGGUACAAGCUAGAAAAUCAUGUGAUGGGGCAAGCAGCAGUGGAAGCAGUAGCUACAUUGAUGAUAGAAGCCAUGAGAUUAUUAGGAAAACAAAAAGUUACACUAGAAAUACUCAUCGAAUACCAAUGCUCGGUUCUGAUAGUAUUGCGCUGGAUAGAACUCUUAGUAGAAAGAAAACUGAAAAGAAAGGAUCUAACAUAGUUGAAAUUGUGGACAUAAAAUGUGGGAACCAGGAUAAAGCAUGGGCUAGCCCUAUAAGUAUAACAAAUCGUCUCAAGAAGCUGGGUUUCUCGAAGCUAUCUGAGAGCAUUAUCUAAGCCUACAACUUCUUCAGAUCAGAUUUAAGGUUCCUGUAACUGAAACCAGAAAUCCCGAUUGGUCGAUUGUUGUCUGAAACUUCCACCAUAGAACAUAUGCCUGGUAGGAGCCUGCUGCCUUUAUUUUUCUUCUUUUGGGUUGCUGUCACGGAUCCAAAAGUGGGUCUGGAAUGACUGCUAGAGGAAGCCUUGUCUGUAAUAGGGAACUGAGGCUUCUGUGAGCUACCUUGGCAGCUUAAUUCGAGCUGGCUGAAGUACUCGAUUUCUUUCAUUAUAAGGGUUCCAACUGUGCCUCUAGUACCUAUUUCUACUGGAGUGUGUGCCAUUUCUUCAGGGACUUUUGUGGCAAUGGUGCUUGAUUUAUGCAUGUUUUGUUUGGUUGGAGUGAUGGAGACUUGUGGAUGAAGAGAGGAGGCUUUGGGGGGUCUUGUCUUGGUGAGGAAAUUGCUUUGAGUCUGGGUCAUUUGUUUCUGCUUUGUACCUGGUGUUUCACAUGAACUCUUUACCUCAUGUUCUUUAUCUAAAGUGAAGAGCAUUAGAUUCUUGCCUGGUAGGAGGAUUGGAUGGUGAUAUGGUCAUUGUAUUCAUGUGCUGGCAGUUAAAACAUUUAAGUUGCUUACCACUGUACCUUUUUCAAACUACUUGACUUCAUUUAAAUGUUUGCUGUAUACCUGGGUCAUAACUUGGAUUUUGAUCAGCAUUUGAUAGGGAUUAGUAGAUAGUGAUACAUGUUGAAUUGUUAUAUAGCAGGUCUAUUAUGGUUCUUGAAAUGACAUCCAAUCUCAUUACCCAA
Molecule: messenger RNA, 1689 nt
Organism: Quercus robur (English oak)
Lineage: Eukaryota; Viridiplantae; Streptophyta; Magnoliopsida; Fagales; Fagaceae
Exons: 2
Coding region: 390-896 (168 amino acids)
Source: RefSeq, a predicted model, not a curated record